AUGGAGCGCGAAGGCGACCAGGCAGGGCACGGGCCCCGGCAUGGCCCGGCCGGGAACGGCCGCGAGCCGGAGUCACCAGCCGCAGCUUCGCUGCUGGCACCCAUGGACCUAGGGGAGGAGCCGCUGGAGAAGGCGGAGCGCGGCCGCACAGCCAAGGACCCCAACACCUACAAAGUGUUGUCGCUGGUUUUGUCAGUGUGUGUGCUAACAACGAUUCUUGGUUGUAUAUUUGGGUUGAAACCAAGCUGUUCUAAAGAAGUAAGAAGUUGCAAAGGCCGCUGCUAUGAGAGGACAUUCGGCAACUGUCGCUGUGACAGCUCCUGUGUCAGCCUUGGGAACUGCUGUCUGGAUUUCCAGGAGACCUGUGUGGAACCAACAUACCUAUGGACUUGCAACAAAUUCAGGUGCGGUGAGAAGAGGUUGCCCAGGUUCCUGUGCUCUUGUUCAGAUGACUGCCAGACUCACAAUGACUGCUGCAUCAAUUACAACUCUGUGUGCCAAGAAAAGAAAAGUUGGGUAGAAGAAGCGUGUGAAAACAUCGAUACGCCACAGUGUCCAGCAGAGUUUGACUCACCUCCUACUCUCUUAUUUUCCUUGGAUGGAUUCAGAGCUGAAUAUUUACACACCUGGGGUGGAUUUCUUCCUGUUAUUAGCAAGCUGAAAAACUGUGGAACAUACACUAAAAACAUGAGGCCUGUAUACCCUACAAAAACGUUUCCCAAUCAUUACAGCAUCGUUACGGGACUUUAUCCAGAAUCCCAUGGCAUAAUAGACAACAAGAUGUAUGACCCCAAAAUGAACGCUUCUUUCUCACUGAAAAGUAAAGAGAAAUUCAACCCUUUGUGGUACAAAGGACAGCCGAUAUGGGUCACAGCUAGUCAUCAGCAGGUCAGGUCUGGCACAUACUUCUGGCCAGGAUCAGAUGUGGAAAUUGAUGGAAUUCUUCCAAACAUCUACAAAGUAUAUAAUGGGUCAGUACCAUUUGAAGAAAGAAUUUUAGCUAUUCUGAAGUGGCUACAGCUUCCUGUCUCUGAAAGACCACACUUUUACACUCUGUAUUUAGAAGAACCUGAUUCCUCAGGGCACUCACAUGGACCUGUCAGCAGUGAGGUCAUCAAGGCCUUGCAGAAGGUUGACCGAAUGGUUGGCAUGCUGAUGGAUGGCCUGAAGGACCUGAGCUUGGAUAAGUGCCUGAACCUCAUCCUUGUCUCAGAUCAUGGCAUGGAACAAGGCAGUUGUAAGAAGUAUGUGUACCUGAAUAAGUAUUUGGGAGAUGUGAACAAUAUUAAAGUUGUCUAUGGACCUGCUGCUCGACUGAGACCCACUGACGUUCCAGAGAAAUAUUAUUCAUUUAAUUAUGAAGACCUGGCAAAAAAUCUUUCUUGCCGGGAGCCAAACCAGCACUUUAGGCCUUACCUGAAACAAUUCUUACCCAAGCGCUUGCACUUCGCUAAAAGUGACAGGAUUGAGCCGCUGACCUUCUAUCUGGACCCUCAGUGGCAGCUUGCAUUGAAUCCAUCAGAAAGGAAGUAUUGUGGAAGUGGAUUUCACGGCUCUGACAACCUCUUUUCAAAUAUGCAAGCUCUCUUUAUUGGCUAUGGACCUGCCUUCAAACACGGCGCUGAGGUUGACUCCUUUGAAAACAUUGAAGUCUAUAACUUAAUGUGUGAUUUGUUGGGUUUGAUCCCAGCUCCUAAUAAUGGAAGUCAUGGCAGUCUUAACCACCUUCUAAAGAAACCUGCUUACACUCCAAGUCUUCCUGAAGAAGAGAGCUCCUUGACACAGUGUCCAAUCAAAUCAGCAUCCAGUAACCUCGGCUGCACGUGUGACCCCUGGAUUGUGCCAAUUGUGGACUUUGAGAAACAGUUUAAUAUGACCAUGGAAGUUGUAGAGGAUAUCAGUGAUAAUACUGCACCUUAUGGAAGGCCCCGGUUUCUGCAGAAGAAACACAGCACUUGUCUUCUUUACCAGCAACACUUUAUGAGUGGAUACAGCCAGGACAUCCUCAUGCCCCUCUGGACGUCUUACACCUUCCUCAGUAAUGACUAUCUCUCCACAGACGAAUUUUCCAGCUGCCUAUACCAGGACCUUCGGAUCCCUGUUAGUCCCAUCCAUAAAUGUUCCUUUUAUAAAAGUAAUUCUAAGCUAAGUUACGGGUUCCUCGCUCCACCAAGACUAAAUAAACUUUCAAAUAAAAUAUAUUCUGAAGCAUUGCUUACUUCUAAUAUCGUGCCUAUGUAUCAGAGUUUUCAAGUUAUAUGGCAGUACCUCCAUGACACCCUGCUGCAAAGGUAUGCCAAAGAAAGGAGUGGUGUCAACGUCAUCAGCGGCCCUGUGUUCGACUUUGAUUAUGAUGGACGCUAUGAUUCCCUAGAGACCCUGAAACAAAACAGCAAAGUCAUCCGUAAUCAGAAAGUUCUGAUUCCCACUCACUUCUUCAUUGUGCUGACCUGCUGCAAACUGUCAUCUGAGAGUCUCUUCCAGUGCACAAACUUGGAUGCUUCAGCCUUCAUCUUGCCUCAUCGGCCUGAUCACAUCGAGAGCUGUAUUUAUGGGAAACAGGAGUCUACAUGGAUCGAAGAGUUACUGACAUUGCACAGAGCUCGGAUUGCAGAUGUCGAACUCAUCACUGGACUCAGCUUCUACCAUGAACGACAAGAAUCAGUUUCAGACCUGUUGAGGUUGAAAACACAUUUGCCAAUCUUUAGCCAAGAAGACUGAUUUUUUUAUUAAAAUAAAAAAGGACCCUAAAUCUUUUUUUGAGAGAAUCUUAUAUUUUAUACCGUCCUCUACACUUUCGAAUUGUUUGAGAACUGUCAAGUGGAGUUACAACUGGGAAUCCUUUGUGAUGUCUACUCUGGGCCAUUGACACUCAACACAUCAGACGCUGUUCGUGUCCUGUGUCGUGCAGGUUUCCUGCGUAAGGCUUAAGUGUGUUAUUGACACACCGGGAGUAAAGACACUUCACACCUGCAGGUGCUCUUGGGACUCUCUUCAGGGAGAAGGGGCAGUGGACAUGAUGCUGGAAUCUUAUUAUUUGUAAUAAAGCUAAGUAAAGGACUGGGGUAAUCCUUGUCGCAUUAAAAAUAGAAAGUGGUUCUGGAUUAAUUUUAACUUGGAGUUUCGGUUUUAACUAAAAUUUUUUGAAGUCCCAUUUCUGUUUUUUUCUGUCUCUUCCAAAAGCGAAAUCAUUAGUCUGGUGAUUUUAAAACAAAUUGUGUUUGGAUCUCUUCAGACUUAGUGACUCUGACAAGUAGGACUCUGAUGGGAAAGUUGUGAGUUGAAUAUGUCUAGCUAUUCUAAAAAUUGGAGUCUACAUUUGUACACACACACACACACACACACACGUAUUCACAUUAUCUUCACUAGAAAUAAACAAAUAUUGAAAACAGCUCUGAAAGUGGUUCUCUUGGGCCACUUAAAAUUGGCCUUGAACUCAUUGACAUUUGCAAAGUGGCAUUUUCCAUUGAGAAGAAUGUUUACCUCUAUACAAGGGGCCCCACCUGUGGGAGAAGGCCUUUGCCUGGCUUAGCUCUUAGGUUUGAGGGUGUGUGGAUCUGAAGAGGUUAUGUUACCCAUCACUUAGCAUCUUCACUGUGGCCAUGACAAAUAACACAGUGAAGGUGAUUUUCCCCUCUGCAUUGAUUGUGCCCUUGUUCCAACCUGUGACUUUCCACGGCUAUGUUAAAUUGCAGGUUUCCUGGGUCCACUUUUGGUAUAAUAUUAUCUACCAAAGAUUUUCAUACUUUCUCCAUAGGAUGACCAUUUUUUGUGUCAUCCACAAAUAUGUUUAAAUAAUAAAACUUGUAACUGAAAUUUACUGAA
Molecule: messenger RNA, 3825 nt
Organism: Mesocricetus auratus (golden hamster)
Lineage: Eukaryota; Metazoa; Chordata; Mammalia; Rodentia; Cricetidae
Gene: Enpp1
Product: ectonucleotide pyrophosphatase/phosphodiesterase 1
Exons: 25
Coding region: 1-2721 (906 amino acids)
Biological process (GO): negative regulation of fat cell differentiation; regulation of bone mineralization; ATP metabolic process
Cellular component (GO): cell surface
Molecular function (GO): polysaccharide binding; metal ion binding; nucleic acid binding
Source: RefSeq, a predicted model, not a curated record